This is a messenger RNA of Penicillium cinerascens, 1023 nucleotides long. RefSeq names its product ribonuclease H2 catalytic subunit RNH201. The record is from RefSeq and is a predicted model, not a curated record. Gene Ontology annotation, biological process: DNA replication, removal of RNA primer; mismatch repair. Gene Ontology annotation, molecular function: RNA binding; RNA-DNA hybrid ribonuclease activity. The coding region runs from base 1 to 1023 and encodes 340 amino acids. Lineage: Eukaryota; Fungi; Ascomycota; Eurotiomycetes; Eurotiales; Aspergillaceae. Gene Ontology annotation, cellular component: ribonuclease H2 complex. The transcript has a single exon.
AUGGCUGACGAUCAAUCCCCCGAUAUCUCCCAGGACUCCCAGUGCUUUAUUCCUCCUAGUGUCGACUCAGCCCAGUUGCUCUCGGGAGAGUCCUACGCAUACUACACGCCCUGUCCGGCAGCAAUCACGUCCCGCGCCAAAGCGUCACGCGAUGGCGUCGAGACGACUCCGUGUGUGCUAGGUGUGGACGAGGCUGGCCGUGGCCCCGUAUUGGGCCCAAUGGUCUACGGCGCCUUUUAUCUGCCAAUGGAACUUCACCACUCUCUCUUGGCUGAAAAGCACAGCUUCGACGAUAGCAAAGUUCUCACACCCGGCGUACGCGCAAGCCUAAUGCGACUUCUCAAUACGCCCGGCCAGGACUUGUUUGAGUCCUGUGGGUACGCGAUCAAGGCCCUGUCUGCCCGCGACAUCGGUUCUGGUAUGAUGAGACCCGGCACCGCCGUUUACAACUUGAACGCCCAGGCGAUGGACGCAACGAUCGAGAUCAUCCGUGGUGUGGUGGAAGACCGCGGAGUGGAUGUCCGAGAGGUAUACAUCGAUACUAUUGGCAAUCCGGCUACCUACCAGUCUAAAUUGGAGCGAAUUUUUCCAACCUUGAAAAUCACGGUGGCUAAGAAGGCAGACUCGCUUUACCCAUGCGUGAGCGCUGCGAGUGUGGCAGCCAAGGUGACGCGUGAUGUCGCGCUGGAAGUCCUGUACGAGGCUGUGCUUCACGCUCAACAGUCGGAUGGCGCGUCCGCUGGGGGAUGGGGUAGUGGCUACCCAUCCGAUUCCAAGUGCGUUGGCUGGCUCCGACGGAACAUGGACCCCGUCUUUGGGUGGGGUAAUGAGUGCCGCUUCAGUUGGGGAACUGCGAAGGAGAUGAUUGAAGUGAAGGGCGGAGCACGAGUGGAUUGGCCAGUGGAUGAGGAAGACGGAGCAGGGCAGCUCAGCGAGUUCCUUCUGGCAUCAGGGCCAGGGAAAAGCUCGAGCCGGAGUGGACUUGGAGAAUGGUACGGUCAAAGACAAGCUGAAAUUCUAUGA